Molecule: messenger RNA, 868 nt
Organism: Populus nigra (black poplar)
Lineage: Eukaryota; Viridiplantae; Streptophyta; Magnoliopsida; Malpighiales; Salicaceae
Exons: 2
Coding region: 64-384 (106 amino acids)
Source: RefSeq, a predicted model, not a curated record
AAAGAGAUUCCAAUUCAUUUUCGCCCUUCACCAGCUAGCAGUCCAGCUCCUGCAGUAGCUCUCAUGGCUUCCUCAAGCUCAGCAGGCAAUGCAGCUCAAAACCCUAGAAAAUCGUUAGGUUUAGUCGCAAAUGCAAUGAAACGCAAAGACAGCUUCAUCCAGCUCUUUGCGAUGACUGGGAUUUUUCUCUUGAGCAUCAGAUCCCUAGGCCAAAAGUACCAAAUCCACGACCUCCAGGAAGACACUAUAGCUCUUAAAGAAGAGCAAAAAAACCUAACCGAUCGCAUGAAGAAUAUAAAGCGCAGCCUCCUUCACGAAGCCUCUCUUGAUUCCUCUGGUCUCUUCGCUUCUCGCCUUCGCCUUCUCUUCGGCGAGGACCAUUGAAUGGAAAUUCGUGGUCUAUUUUGCCUAAAUCUCAUACUAACUGUCUAGCAGCAUAGAAAAAGCAAUCCAAAUAAGAUUAGCAAGGACCAGGAGAGUGGGCACCCUUGUCCUUUCGCGUCGGGUUAAAGGAUAAUGGUAAAGGUGUCAUCUUGAAAACGUGGGUUGAUAUGUCGGGUCCUGUUAUUCAAAACCAAAAGAGCGAGGCCAAUAAUUGCUGUUGGGAACCAUUCAAUAGUCAUUGCGCGUCUCAAAUCUUGCUUGAAUAAAGGUGUAGUCUCGUUGAGAGUUGAUGUAGAAAAAUUCAAUCCCUCUAUUACGGGAGAUUUGAACUUCAACGUGCUUUGUUCUUACAAGAGAAUUCCUAGCAGAAUCAUCUAGAAAUGUUAAUUCUUGAAGAUGAAAGCUAAUAGAACGGUGUUGAAUUUUCAAUUCAGCAUGCUGCCGUUGGUGCGUAAAGUCAGUAAAGAUGUCAUUUGGCCAUCAA